Ectocarpus siliculosus is the source of this 2644-nucleotide messenger RNA. The record is from the annotation of a GenBank genome assembly. NCBI's taxonomy places the organism in Eukaryota, Phaeophyceae, Ectocarpales, Ectocarpaceae.
AUGGCUGACACCAUGACCACCGCGCUGUACAUCAUCGUGCUGGCUGCCUGGUUUUUUCUCAUGUGCGUCAUUCUGCGAUGCUGCUCGGACGGGGAGCCCCAGACCCUUUUUUUCGACCUGGACCCAGAGAUGAACCUGGCCGUCGCUGAGUCUCACCGGAAGCCUUCUGUGACCGCCGUCGUCGAUGGGGAACCGGCGAGGUUUGCGAGGGUGCAAGUCUUGGGCGCCGCCGCCACUGCCGAAGAAGGAAAAGGAGGCACGCGGCACGAGGACCUGACGCUUGACGGCCUCGAGAUCCCGGCCGUCACGGGCCGGACCGCGGCGGCGGGCGACGACCUGCCGGCCGCGCAAGAGGUCUGGUCACCCAUCCUGGCCCUGCGAACAUUCGUCGAGCCGCUCACCUCGAGGGCCUCGGCGGCCUUCCGAAAUUUCCACGUCUCGUUUUUCGAUGGCCAGGAGGAAGUAGGGGGAGUCGUGACAGGGGGUGCGAGCGGAGACGGUGGGAUGGCGGCGAGGGCGGAGGAAGAACGGUCUUCGGUGGCUGGUACGGCGAGCGGCGGCGGCGGCGCGGCCGCACCCGAAGCGGUAAGGGUGGCUUCCGCGGAACGGUGCUGGCCGGCGGUACCGGGGGGGAUAGAAUUUGCGGACGUGUCGAACGAGCACGAAAGAGCGGCGGCAGCGGAAAGAGAAAGGGCGGCAGGAGAAGGAGAAGAGGAGGUGAAAGUCGCGGACACGGGGGAGAUGUCCUCGGACGGCGACCUGCAAGAUAGUCAUCGGGUUGCGGUCUGAUCGAUCAUUCGGAACCCCGCUCUGUCUUGCAACUGCGGCGUUGCUGCCCGUUUACGAGGCUGGCAGGCCGCGCCUGGACCUCGAUCGUGAGAGAUGGGCUGACCGCUGUUGUUGUCGCCGAUUUCUUCUCGCCGUUGUUGUGACAUCUCACACAUCACUCAAAGUUGUAGAACCGAACCGAAUGUCCAAAGCUUUGCGGUCGUGGACGCUGUGCUGCUCAGACAGGACGACACCCUGCUGCUCAGAGCGACAAAGCACAUCGAUGCGCGCUCCGAAAUGUACUGUAUCCAUUGAUGUUUGUUUGUAUCUUGAGGCUGAUUUGUUUGAGAUUUGGCGAUGGGAGCCAUGUGUUGUUCAGAAGAUGGAAGUUAAUGGGGUAGCGAGUGGCGAGAGGAGCUCGUGUGUUUGUUUUUUCGUCUCACGUAUUCUGGGCUCCAGCCUACACCUUUCGGAAUAGCUUUUGGAGCACCAGCCGGGGUCACGCAAGAGGAAUUUCCUCGCCGUUCCUCCUGCGGCGCUUGGCUCCAAUACUUAACACGAGAGCGUGCCGUGAAACAUGAGUAGUAUAGUUACCCCUGUCUCGAUGGCUUGCGUCGAGAGAGAAAGUGGUCUUGCUUUGUUGUGGGUGGUCGGUGCCUGUUUCUUCUGUGUUUUUCUGUGUAAAUUUGUCAAUUUCAGACAAGCGUGGUAUGUAUGUGUUGAUUGUGUAUAGAGUGGGGAAGGGGGUACCCUCUUGUCGAGGCAAGUAGCACGCUGCUUGCGGUAUGUAUGGGGAGAGUUGUAGCUGUCGCGGGGACACGUGUAUCAUACUUGACAAGUGCCACCAAAGCUGACGGCCGAGGCCGUACCAUCUAGAACCAAUGAGACAAAGGGACGGUGGUAAGAACAGCAGUGGCAGUCGCACUGUGGUGGGUUAUCAGACCCGCUUCUCCCUUGCAAUGAAGCGCGUGGGGGGGGGGUGUUGUUGCCUACCACUGCCAGCCUGCCGUAUGCACAAGAGACAGUGGUUGAUGCAUAGCGUUGGGUCGGUAGCACUGUUGCGCGAAACGGCGUAGUGGCGAUGUUGGCAAUGGGUCCGUGCUUGCGUCCGUCCGUCUCCACAGCUUACCACAAAGUGAGCCAGUGUCUGGCUGACCCACCGAUAAGAUCGUCGUGGUGUGGUGUUGCUUGUGCGUGUGUGAAUAUUAUGACAACAUGGUGUUGGUUGUGUAGAGGUACAGUUCGUCGUCGUGCAAGCAAUUUUUUUGGGUCCUCUCCAAAACUGUCCCAUGUUCGUCUCUAUAUCCUUGGUUUACUACGGUAGCUAUUUCUUUACUACUCUCUCAAGUGCAGGGUAUGCAUUGUAAUGUCGAAUCUCAAUUGAUUUCAAGGUUGUUUUGCUUGAGACGUCGGGCGGUCGAUACUGAUACACGGGCCUCCCCCGAACUCGGGCAUGUGCGGGUUACCAAGCGUUGCUUUGGUGGUUUGGGGUAUGUAUGGCAUCGCGGCCCUGGUGACGUCACCGCCGGCUAAGGAUUUUGCCCAGGACCCUACAGUAUUAAGUUUUCGACGGCACCAAGUUUUUCUAGCUGGAAAACGACGGCCUGUGGCAUCCCCUCUCCCUUUCUUUCACCGUCUGUUUUUGAUGGAGGGACCUUUGGAAUUUGGUUGUGUUGAUGAUGACAAGGCUGUUACAAGCGAUUCGCUAGCACCCCACUCGAAUCACCACCGAUAACCAUCGGGCAGGUUCCAGAACGGCGGGUGGGUUGCCGAAUGGAGUUCAUCAUGCAUUUGUUUUCUCUUUGUUCUUUCGUUUGACCGUGAAAGAACCGGGGGCCGAGAACGCACGUGCCUACCACUAUCCUGCGUUAGUGUU